CGUAAGAAGAAACCAGGAAGUUACACGCAGCAAAGCCGAAGAGGGAUCUUUAUUCGAUCAUAUUUCGGGUAGUUCAUUUAACGACAAAGUAAGAACAUUUUGUUGACUUCAAAAUCGUUUACAGAGCGUAUAUUCUGAGAAGUUGCUACAUGUGUAGGGAACAUGGCGGACGUUGGAGUAGCUGGCUGUAAAUACACCAACGUUUCUGCAGUGCAUGAUGAUACGAUCGAGGCUUUGACCGAGCUUGAAGAUCUGGAAAAGGUCUAUUUGCAGCUUUGCAAUGAGGAAAAACAGGUCCAGGAUUGUCUCGGGACACUUGUAGAACAGCAGAGCACAAUUGAGAAUAAGAUGCAGUUGCUCCAGAGGAUGAGACCAAAGUUGCAGCUGAUUGAAGGAGAUGCCUCUCAACUUGGUGGGAUGAUCAACUUCACCUGCAGUCUGGCCGAGAACGUCAGUAGCAAAGUCAGACAACUAGACCUCACCAAGAAACGACUCUACCAGGCUAUACAACGUGCUGACGACAUCCUGGACUUGAAGUUCUGCACAGACGGCGUCCAGACGGCCUUGCAGAGCCAGGACUACGAGCAAGCUGCCGCCCACAUCCAUCGCUACCUCUCCCUCGACCAGUCAGUCAUAGAGCUCAGUAAACAGGGAGGGGAGAGCAGUAAUGUGGAGACCAGCCUUGCCUUGUUGAAGGAUGCCGAAGUGCAGCUGAAGGCUCUGGUCACCAAGCGCCUUGAGGAAGCAGUGGCAGCAGACGACCUGGCACAGGUGGAGCGCUUCUUCAAGAUCCUGCCACUGCUACGCCUGCACGAGGAAGGACUUGCCUUAUUUGCCAAUUACCUCAGCAAGGAGCUGGCCCGAAAGGCGCAAGAGAACCUGACACUGGCACUUAACUCAGAAUCAGGAGACAGGAGAGCGCCCAUGAUCUUUGUGGACACCCUGACGCUCCUGCUGGAAGGCAUUGCCCGCGUCAUCGAGACCCAUCAGCCUAUCGUGGAGACGUACUAUGGCCCCGGACGGCUGCACAGGCUCAUCACCCACCUGCAAGAAGAAUGUGACCGGCAGGCCCAGAGUGUGGUGGACAAGUUCAUCCAGAACAGAGACUACCAGUCCAAGUUCCAGGUGGUGCAGACCAGCAUGCUGAAAGGGGUGUCUGCGGAGAAGAUCGUGCUGAGGGAGCUGGACGCCGUCCUGUCAGAGGUCACGCUCAUGAACUCCAGAUCCGAGCUUUAUCUCCGCUUCCUGAGGAGACGCAUGGUGGCUGACUUUGAAGUGGCCGAUGCCAACGCCUCCGAGAGCGUCGUCCAGGAGCACCAGAGGUGUGUGGAGCGCCUGCUGAAGGACUGCGAGCUGAGCAGGCGUAUGCAGGAGCUGAUCGGCUGCUACAUCCCCAUGGAGGAGUACUACAUGAGGGAGACCGUCAACAAAGCCGUCGCCAUGGACACGUGGGAGCUGGGCCAGAUGACGUCCAGCAUGGUGGACGACGUCUUCUACAUCGUGAAGAAGUGCAUCGGCCGUGCACUCAGCAGCAACUCCUCGGACUGCGUCUGCGCCAUGAUCAACCUUGCCACCAGCCUCCUGGAGCAGGAGUUCCGAGAGGUGCUGGUCGCUAGGUUACGCACGGGUUACCCCAGCAGCACCCUUGCCGACCUCCAGCGAGGCGUCAGCAGUGCGGUGAGCCUCAUGCAGAGCAGCCUGCAGCACGGCAAGAUACACACGCACAUCGAGAGCCAGGAGCAGGCCAAGAACGCCUACCUGGUGACCUUGAACAACGUGGACGUUUGCAGCGAGAACAUCAGCACGCUGAAGAAGAACCUGGAGAGCGACUACGCCAAGUUGCUGAACCAGGGCGCGGCCAGCGAGCAGGCCCAGGCCAAGAUCGACAGCUGCCUGACGGACAUGGUGAGCACCUCCAGCAAGUUCAAGGACCUGUUGCAGGAGGGCCUGCUGGAGCUCAAUGGCUCGGCCAUCAAGCCUCAGGUGAAGCCCUGGAUCACGGGCUUCCUGUCGUUCUCGCACAACAUCGAGGAGGAAGAGUUUGGCGAGUACGAGGCCAACGACCCCUGGGUGCAGCAGCUGAUCGUCCAGCUGGAGCAGCUGAUGGCCGAGUUCAAGUCCUCGUUGUCUGCGUCCAUCUUCGACACGCUCACCAGCCUCAUGAUGAACCUGAUCUCCACGGAGCUGGAGAAGACGGUGUUCAAGUGCACCUUUAGCCGGCUGGGUGGCCUGCAGUUCGAUAAGGAGCUGCGCUCCCUGGUGGCGUACCUGUCCUCCGUGACAUCCUGGACCAUCAGGGACAAGUUCGCCCGCCUCACGCAGAUGGCCACCAUACUGAACCUGGAGCGGGUGGCGGAGAUCCUGGACUACUGGGGGCCCAACUCUGCGCCCCUCACGUGGCGGCUCACCCCUGCUGAGGUGAGGCAGGUGUUGUCACUACGCGUGGACUUCCGCAGUGAGGAUAUCAAAAGACUACGUCUGUAAACGUCAAAAGUUUGACAAAUGACCAUAACCAGGGCCCUAAAUUAAAGUGAUACUGCCCCAUUUUUUGAUUUUUUUUUUGUCUCCAAAAAUGUGACAGUAUCACUUUAACACCCGGCGAUUGGCGAAAUGCUUGUGAAAAGUCAGUUUGGCUGGUAGAAAGGAAAACUAGCCACUUUGACUGAUCAGGCUGGUAAAAUGUAACAUUUAAAAACAGAAUUUGAAGCCCUCACCAUAACAACCUAAUAUUUAUGUACAUACUGUGUAACAUCUUGUGGAUUUGGGAGCUGACUGUGCAUUAUUAGUUUUGCUGAAAUAUUAAAUGUAUCAUCUUUAUCAUCUUUAUUCAUUUUAGUCAACUGCUCCGUUACAAAAAAAUGGUGUAAGAUAAUGCUUUAUUAUUGUAUAACACUACAACCAGACUGAAGGGCACAGUCAAGUGUUGAUAACAAAUCAUUAUUUGUUUUUCCUUUUAUGUUUUGCAUUUCUUUAUCAUUAUUUUGUGGGUUUUUGUUUGUUUCACCCUUUGAUUCUGGUAUUUGACUUUUGUUCUCCGCAAUAAAUCAUAUGUUGUUUGGAAUGUCCCCAUAAAUCAUUAAUGUGCCAUGGGUUUAAAAAAUAUCAUCAGAACUGUGUGAGCGUGUACGUCAGAGAGGGAGAGGUAGAAGUCAUCUGAGGACAAGAAAGACUAGCAGCAAUAUCCUUCAUGUUAAACCUUGAAAGCUACUGAACUGAACUCUUAAUGGAAAAUGGCACUAAUGAGAAAUAAUCUUGUCAGCAAUUUUUUUUUCUAUAUUUACAAGGCUCCAUCAUUUGCCAUUCAUACAAAGUCAUGUUCCCCAAAUGACUGCCAAGGGUGGAAAAAGUUGAAUACAUUUUCAACAAUGUCAUGUUAAUAAUGUAAUGUAAUAUGCGAGUGCAUCUAUGACAGAAAACAUAAUACCCAUUUUUUUUUCUAUAUUUACAAGGCUCCAUCAUUUGCCAUUCAUACAAAGUCAUGUUUCCCAAAUGACUGCCAAGGGUGAAAAAGUUGAAUACAUUUUCAACAAUGUCAUGUUAAUAAUGUAAUGUAAUAUGCGAGUGCAUCUAUGACAGAAAACAUAAUACCCAUUUUUUUUCUAUAUUUACAGGGCUCCAUCAUUUGCCAUUCAUACAAAGUCAUGUUCCCCAAAUGACUGCCAAGGGUGAAAAAGUUGAAUACAUUUUCAACAAUGUCAUGUUAAUAAUGUAAUGUGAUAUGCGAGUGCAUCUAUGAGAGAAAACAUAAUACCCAACAACACCAUUCUGGAGAUAAAAUGUUAAUGGAGAACACUU
Engraulis encrasicolus (European anchovy) is the source of this 3795-nucleotide messenger RNA. RefSeq names its product component of oligomeric golgi complex 4 (gene cog4). The transcript has a single exon. Gene Ontology annotation, cellular component: COG complex. The record is from RefSeq and is a predicted model, not a curated record. Bases 163 to 2484 code for a protein of 773 amino acids. NCBI's taxonomy places the organism in Eukaryota, Metazoa, Chordata, Actinopteri, Clupeiformes, Engraulidae. Gene Ontology annotation, biological process: retrograde vesicle-mediated transport, Golgi to endoplasmic reticulum; Golgi organization.